Messenger RNA from Penicillium manginii, 501 nucleotides. Its product is annotated as glycosyl hydrolase family 79 C-terminal domain-containing protein. The transcript has a single exon. The coding region runs from base 1 to 501 and encodes 166 amino acids. NCBI's taxonomy places the organism in Eukaryota, Fungi, Ascomycota, Eurotiomycetes, Eurotiales, Aspergillaceae. The record is from RefSeq and is a predicted model, not a curated record.
AUGUCCCAGAAUGUCUCCCGUGUCAACAUGCAGCAAGGGCUAGGGUUUGGCUACUCAGCGUGGACUCCAGGCCCAGAUUCUGAUAAUGGCAACCAGGGCCCGGGAAUAUGGGAUCCUUACUAUGCUUUUCCUUUUGCCGCCGACUUCAUCGAUGGGGCAACCGACCUACAAGUGGUACCGAUCCUACAACAAGAGAAGCUUGUAGCAUAUGCAGGGUACGAGUCUGAGCGACUGUCUAAGCUAGUCAUCAUCAACCUGGAAGUCUGGAACACAACGAACUUUUCCCCUCGUCCUUCACGGGAGGUAAAGUUCCAGGUCCCCUCAAAUAUGGCAAAAGCCAAGGUUGAGAACUUGACGGCACCGGGGGCGGAUGUUGGAGAGGACAUCACUUGGGUGGGGACGAGUCGGACAUAUAAAUCAAUGGGUCUUCCGGCGCAGGUCAUUCAUGAUACAGAGAUAAUUUCUGCUGUUCACCAGAGCCUAGCUGUCAAUGUUCAGUAA